AUGGAAUCGGAUGAGAAUGAAAGGGGAAAUGAUUCUACCACUAAUCCAGAGGGCGAAGAGAACGGAAAGACCGAAGACAACAAUAAUGAUAAUGAUAAUGAUAAUGAUAAUGAUGAUGGCAAGGAAUCUGAAGAGACCAAAGAGGCCGAGGAGACAAAUGAAUCAGAGGAGUCGAAAGAAUCGAAUGAAUCAGAGGAGUCGAAAGAGUCGAAUGAAUCAGAGGAGUCGAAAGAAUCGAAUGAAUCAGAGGAGUCGAAAGAGUCGAAUGAAUCUGAAGAAACAAAAGAGAGUGGUGAUGACAAGGAAUCUGAAGAAUCUGAAGAAUCCAAUAAGUCUGAAGAAAGUGAGUCAAAUGAAAAUCCCGAAGAGAUUCAAAGUGAAAAGACUGAGAAUCUUCAGGACUCACAGGAGGAAAAGGAAUCUUCGAAGUUGGCCAAACCCGAAAAGCCCGGCAAAUCCCAAAAGCCCAAGAAAAGCCGAAAGUCCUCCAAAUCCGCCAAACCCGAUAAGGUUUCCACGGUUUCCACGGUUACUCCAUCAGAGAGCAGUGACGAGUCAUCGGUGGAAACGGAGGUCCCUUCCUCUGCGGUGGAAAUCGAAGAGGUGAGCGAUGAAAAAAUCGCGGCAAUCCAAGACGAAGAACCCGCCAAAACCGAGAAAAACCCGCUCUAUGAUGACGAAACUUCCAAUGAAACUGGAGAAACUGGAGAAACUGGAGAAACUGGAGAAACUGGAGAGGCAGACAAGGAAGAAACGGAAGAAGCAGACACAGAGAAAGGGGAAACUGGAGAAACAGAGGAAACCGGGGAAGCAGAAAAAGAAGAAACGGUAGAAACCGAGAAAAGUGGAGAAAGCGAUGAAGCCGACGACUCUGAGACUGGAGAAACUGGAGAAACAGUAGAAACGGAGGAGAAAAACGCGGAAUCGUCGAAGGAGGAAGGAAUAACCGCGGAAGAGGAAGCGUCGGACCCGUUGUUGGCGCAGCUGCCGUCGGAUUCGCUGGGUGGGAAGAAGAAAAAGAAGAAGUUGAUCCGUCACGUGCGCAUCUCGAAGACGAUCGUGAUGGUGAGCAAGGACAAAACGCGUCGCUUCCGGUUCAACAAGGACCACAUUCCUCGCACACGCGGCGUGCGGCUGAACCUCACGAUCCCCGUGGCUCCGCUGCCGCCGCAGCCGAAAGGAACGCGGUUCUCUCUGGUGGCUUUCACGACGGCGGACGUGGCGCGCGUGGGCGAAGCAGAGAGUGGUGACGGGUAG
This is a messenger RNA of Blastocystis hominis, 1257 nucleotides long. RefSeq lists its product as hypothetical. Lineage: Eukaryota; Bigyra; Opalinata; Blastocystidae. The record is from RefSeq and is a predicted model, not a curated record. Bases 1 to 1257 code for a protein of 418 amino acids. The transcript has a single exon.